CAGCCGGGCGGUGCGGAGCAGCCCUCGCCGCAGUGGCUCCAACCCCGAGCAUCCCCCGCCACCCCGGGGACACCCCCCAGCCCCGACCCCUCCCCCGGCCGGAGUGGGGACCCUCGCCCUCAGGCCGGCUCCAUGCACACCCCCAGGGUACCCCCUCGCUGAGCAGCGGGGACAUGAGUGGGGCUGGGGGGCACCUUUGGGUGCUUUGAGUGCCACGCCCACAGCGGCCCCCCCCACCCCCGGAGCACCAAGGAUGUGACCCUCUGGCGAUGCCCGGCUGCGCCGUACUCGCCGCCAGGCCGGCGGCACAGAAUGGAGCCCUUCCUGCCCUCCCCGUGGGGCUGGAAUGGCUCUAGAGGGGGGUCCCGGCCCCCCAACAGCACUGCCGAGGCCAAGCCCAAGGACACGGCCUCCAAGUCUGUGGGGUUGUUCUUCAUGGUGCUGCUGGACCUCACGGCCAUCGUGAGCAACGCCGCCGUCAUGACAGUCAUCGCCAAGACACCGGCGCUCCGCAAGUUCGUCUUUGUGUUCCACCUGUGCCUGGUGGAUUUCCUGGCUGCCCUCACGCUGAUGCCGCUGGAGAUGCUGUCGGGCUCAGCCGUGUUCGAGAGCCCGGGGCUGGGCGAGGCCAUGUGCCGCGUGUACCUGUUCCUCAGCGUGUGCCUCACCUCCAUGUGCAUCCUCUCCAUCUCCACCGUCAACGUGGAGCGCUACUACUACGUGGUGCACCCGCUGCGCUACGAGGUGCGGAUGACCGCGGGGCUGGUGGCCGGAGUGCUGGCUGGCGUGUGGCUCAAGGCUGUGGCCACCUCGCUGGUGCCUGUGCUGGGCUGGUUGUCCCCCGACCGCCCACCAGCGCCUGGCACUCACGGCUGCUCCUUGCAGUGGAGCCGUGGGCCGUCCUGCAAGGUCUUUGUGGUCUUCUUCGCCGCCUUCUACUUCGUCCUGCCCCUCCUCAUCAUCGUCGUGGUCUACUGCGGCAUGUUCAAGGUGGCACGGGUGGCAGCCAUGCACCACGGCCCGCCGCCCACCUGGAUGGAGACGCCGCGCCGGCGCUCGGCAUCACUCAGCAGCCGCUCCACCAUGGUCACCACCUCGGGGGCUCCUCGGACCACUCCGCAGAGGAUGUUUGGCGGGGGCAAGGCGGCCGUCGUGCUGCUGGCUGUGGGGGGCCAAUUCCUCUUCUGCUGGUUGCCCUACUUCUCCUUCCAGCUGUACACAGCGCUGAGCACUCGGCCCUUAGCCGGGCCAGCGGCUGAGACUGUGGUCACCUGGCUGGGGUUCUGCUGCUUCACCUCCAACCCCUUCUUCUACGGCUGCCUCAACCGACAGAUCCGCGGGGAGCUCGGCCGGCUCCUCACCUGCUUCUUCAAGCAGCCCCCCGAGGAGGACCUGCGGCUGCCGAGCCGUGAGGGCUCCAUCGAGGAGAACUUUCUACAGUUCCUCCAGAGCACUGGGCGCCCACCAGAGCCCCCCAGCCCUGAGCGGGACCUGCCCCCUGUGGAUUGCCGCAUCCCGGGGCAGAUCGAGGAGGAGGCGGCGGAGGGGAUGGAGUGGGGUGGGGGGAGCGGGGUGUUCAUGCCCGUGGCGGGCUCUGCCAAAGCGGGGCUGUAGCGUUUGGGGGGGUCG
Catharus ustulatus (Swainson's thrush) is the source of this 1629-nucleotide messenger RNA. RefSeq names its product G protein-coupled receptor 61 (gene GPR61). Gene Ontology annotation, cellular component: signaling receptor complex; endosome; plasma membrane. Gene Ontology annotation, biological process: G protein-coupled receptor signaling pathway. The transcript is spliced from 2 exons. Gene Ontology annotation, molecular function: G protein-coupled receptor activity. The coding region runs from base 313 to 1614 and encodes 433 amino acids. Lineage: Eukaryota; Metazoa; Chordata; Aves; Passeriformes; Turdidae. The record is from RefSeq and is a predicted model, not a curated record.